CCCGCCACAAGUGUCCAUCACCUCCCCCAAAACACCCCCUCCUUUAAAAAAAUAUAAUCCUUUCAUUCAAUUGAACUUGGGCAAAGUUUUGUAAGAGGUGGAGAAAGGGGGGAAGGAGGGAUAAAAUCCAUGGGGGAGACUGGGCCGGCGCUCAGAGCCGAGCGAACACUUCUCUGAUGCUGGACACCGCGUUGGGAAGCCCCUUGCGGUCUUCUCCUCAUGACUCGUUGCAGCUGAAGCUUGCCUUUUGGACCUCCAAACUUGGCACCUGAGGAACCCCUUCAUCUCAUAGAAGAAGAGGAGAAGGAGUAAGAAGAAAGUGUUGGAGAAAGUGACCAAGUUGUUUUGCAUCGUGGAAAAACUCCCGUCAACUUCUACUCCACCUGAUUUGCUCUUCCACCUUCUUCCAGGAUCAAGAUGACAUCUUCAACCAAGGUAUACUACAGCCAGACAACUCAGACCGACAGCCGGCCCCUCAUUGGCUCUGCUCUGCGGAAGAGGCGGGUCAUGACCAAGGAUGGACGGAGCAAUGUCCGGAUGGAGCACAUCGCCGACAAGCGGUUCCUCUACCUGAAGGACCUGUGGACCACCUUCAUCGACAUGCAAUGGCGCUACAAGCUCCUCCUGUUUUCGGCCUCUUUCGCCGGGACUUGGUUCAUCUUUGGCGUCAUCUGGUACCUGGUGGCCGUCCUCCAUGGAGACCUUCUAGAGUUUGACCCUCCAGCCAACCACACGCCUUGCGUCAUGCAGGUCCACACCUUGACGGGGGCCUUCCUCUUCUCCCUGGAGUCCCAGACCACCAUUGGCUACGGCUUCCGCUACAUCAGUGAGGAGUGCCCCUUGGCCAUUGUCCUGCUCAUCAGCCAGCUGGUCCUCACCACCAUCAUGGAGAUCUUCAUCACCGGCACCUUCUUGGCCAAGAUCGCCCGGCCUAAAAAGCGAGCGGAGACCAUCAAGUUCAGCCAGAGCGCGGUGGUGGCCCAACACAACGGCAAGACCUGCUUGAUGAUCCGGGUGGCCAACAUGCGCAAGAGCCUCCUCAUCGGGUGCCAGGUGACCGGCAAGCUCCUCCAGACCUACCUCACCAAGGAAGGUGAGAACGUCCGGCUCAACCAGGUCAACGUGGACUUCCAGGUGGACACUUCAUCUGAUAGUCCUUUUCUGAUCCUACCAUUGACCUUCUACCAUGUUGUGAACGAACACAGCCCUUUCCGGGACCUGGCCCUGCGCACCGGAGAAGGCGACUUCGAGUUGGUGGUGAUCCUCAGCGGCACCGUGGAAUCCACCAGCGCCACCUGCCAAGUGCGGACCUCCUACCUCCCCGAGGAGAUCCUCUGGGGCUACGAGUUCACCCCCGUCAUCUCUCUCUCGGCCAGUGGGAAGUAUGUCGCUGAUUUUAGCCUCUUUGAACAAGUGGUCAAAGUCUCCCCGCCGUGUUGUCUCCACGAAACCGUCCGGUUCGGCGACCCCGAGAAGUUGAAACUUGAAGAAUCCUUUCGAGAGAAAGGCGAAGGCACGGCGUUGAGUGUCCGCAUCAGCAACGUUUGAUUCCUUGAAGGACUUGGCACAUCUUCAAAGUCUUUUGCUAGUUCCCAGAUUUCCUUCACGCCUCUCCUUUGUUGUGUUCCGUCCUUCCCGAAGAAUCCCUCCAGAAAACACAACCAGACUGAGAAAUCUUUAUAGGAAUGCAGUCGUUCCUUUCCCUCCCAACAAAGCAGCGCUCGGUUACUCCAGAACGAAAAGUCAUCCAACUGCUGGAAGUAUUUCUUUUAUAAUAUUAUGCAUGUAUGUUUUUAUAAAAUACACACAAAUCUGGAAAGCACCAGCUCAUCUGAUUCUGAAAGGCAGCUGAAUCCACACCAGCAAGGGAAAAGGGAAUUGUGUUGUCCGAACUGAGUUUUGGGAGUUCUUUGCCUUGGCGCUCUUACCACGAGUCUUGAUCCUAAGCCUGAAACAUUACUGAUGAUCAGUUGGAAAGAAAAGACCACUAAAGUGGAGGCCAAACCCUGUGAAUUACCAGAUUAAAACCUGCUUGUCUUUAAGGGUAAAGGGAAAAGUUUUCCCCUAAGUGCUGAGUUGGAAGUCCUGAUUUUGCAAACUUGUCUCAAACUUGGAUGCUAAAGAGAGGCUGGGUGAAUCCAAAACUUCCCCUUAAUCUUAAGUCUCAUCAUGUCCGACUCUGGGGCUUGGUGCUCAUCUCUAAGUCGAAGAGCCAGUGUUGUCCGUAGACACCUCCAACGUCAUGUGGCUAGCAUGACUGCAUGGAACGCCAUUACCUUCCCGCCAGAGUGGUACCUAUUGAUCUAUUGCAUGUUUUCAAAGUACUAGGUUGGCAGAAGCUGGGGCUAACAGCGGGAGCUCACUCUGCUCUUUUUUUAUUUUGAACCGCCAACCUUUCUGUCAGCAAGUUCAGCAGCACAGCAGU
Anolis sagrei ordinatus is the source of this 2425-nucleotide messenger RNA. RefSeq names its product potassium inwardly rectifying channel subfamily J member 10 (gene KCNJ10). The record is from RefSeq and is a predicted model, not a curated record. Gene Ontology annotation, biological process: potassium ion import across plasma membrane; regulation of monoatomic ion transmembrane transport. Gene Ontology annotation, cellular component: plasma membrane. Gene Ontology annotation, molecular function: inward rectifier potassium channel activity. Lineage: Eukaryota; Metazoa; Chordata; Lepidosauria; Squamata; Anolidae.